CAGAAAUCAACAUGUCGGCGUCCUGUACGUCAAGCUAUCCUACAAGUUUCAUGUCUAUCACUUAGGAACGAUUCAGAAAUGGCAAUGGAACAAACGUGUUCCUUUCUUCUAUGUAUUCUCUGCAUAUCAGAGUAUUUCCUGCCUAUUUGUGGAACACUUGUUUUACAUGAGUCUUCAAAUAUUCUCGAGUAUCGCAACGCCUCCAUGGGACAUACUGUAAAUGGAGUUGUCUCCCAGCACAGGGAACAAGUCUGGCUCUACUCCUGGAUUAACAAGACUGAGGUGAAUUUAGUUGAUGACACUUCGAUAAAUUUCACGGUUAGAUUUCCACAAAGCCUCAUACAGUUAUAUUACAAAGCUGUAGUCCCUUUAGAAAUCUAAUGUUUUCGCUAUCGUUCUCUUUUCCCAAAAAUUGUGAUCAUAAUGAACUAUAGGACUGUUUGGACUCUUACCCCUCUUUAACCCCAAUAUCCAAUAAGUAAUUCUCCUGACGGACUUCCAUACAUUCCUUGUAAACUAAACUGGUGAGUUUGAGGUUUUAUGAAGCUAACACCAGAUUAGUGCAGAAUUAGAAAAAUAUGUAAAAUUAUAGAAUUGUAAAAUUUAUGGAACAAAUGUAGACUCUCUUUUGGUUUGUUUCAGAUAUUCAUUAUCAAUAAACUCAGAGAAGGGUGAACCCCUGAAAUGACUUGAAAAUGAUUGUGUAGUUACAUUUGGUCUAACUUCUUCUGAAUUUAGCACUGCAGCAUGCUUGCUAUGUUUGCACUUAUGUUUUUAUACAAUUGAGUUGUAUUUUAUGAAACGGAGAUAUUAUGUUUUAUAUAUAAUUUGUGGUUCUAUUCUUGUACCAAAUAAAGUCACUGAAAACUCAAUUGUUUUCCCAGCCUUAUGCAGUUCGAGUGACAGUGGAAAGUCAAUCAGCUAAUCAGGAUUAUCCUUUGCUGUUUGUUGCACGGCUGCAAAGAGGAGUGGUUUCAUGGCCAAUACCAGUUGAGGGGUGAGAGAAAAAACCAACAAUUUACAAAGGUCCACUGGUGAUUUUUUAGAACAGAAGCCAGAAAAAGUUGGGCUGGUUUGAUAAAAAGGUCCAAAAAAAAAAAAAAAAAAAAAAAAAACAGCAGAAAAGUCAAUUGACGUCAAACAAAGUAUGUCCUGAAAAAUUGUUUUCGUUGCUUUUUGAAAUUCUUUUGAGCAGAAAUUUCAACUGUAAGCCUCAAUCUUAAGUCUGAAAUGUAAUUUUUCAUACUCCUGUCCAAAGAUAUCAAACCAAGCAUAGUGAGGUUAUAAUUUUAGUGGUGAUAUGUAAUACGAAAGAGGUUUAUUCUAUUGAUUGCCUUUGUAACUAGGGGUAUCUUUGGCAAGCAACUGCUCCCAGGACACUUCAAAGGUGACCAUAACUGGAGCUAGCGCACUGUUAGAAGAGUUGUUAGCAACAUAGCUGAAAGACGAAUUAUGUUAUCAUGCACUUAGGUCAGGUUUUAAACUUUAAAAUUCCUGCAUAGGAGGGAAAGCUUAUAACUGAUGCAUUGUACAUUAUAUUUUGAGUUUAUAUUUGGAGAAAUUUCUUUUACAGGUUUAAUUACAAUCUUGUCAGUCGAACACUUUGUCCCUUCAGUCAUGGUAUCACACAAUUAAAUAGAUCAGAAGCAAUUUCCAUUGAUGUGUCAACAUCAUCACAGAAGCCAGUCAAUUACUCUCUCAAAGCAAUGUUUGCUGACAAAUUUCAGUUAUCGUGAGUAUCAUGAGUUAGGUAAUAAGUUGUAUAUGAUAGUCACAAAAGAUAUGAAAGUUCCAAGAUGCUCAAUGAGAAACUAACUGUCUUGGAGAUGCAAUAGUAAGUAAAGCCUUUAUACGAGCCCAAGUAGCCCAUGGGGCUGGUGCUUAUCUCUGGUUUUCUUAGCAUGAAGUGGCUAAGAGUAUUGCUACUCCUCCCUGGAUGGGAUGCUAGUCCAUUGCAGGGUUACCCCCAGCACAUUUGCUUGUACCCAUUUGUACACCUGGGUGAAGAGAAGCACUGUGAGGGUAAAGUGUCUUGCCUAAGAACACAACACAGUGACCCUGGCCAGGGCUCGAACCUGGACCACCCAAUCCAGAGUCAAGCACACUAACCAUGAGGCCACCACGCCUCCACCGGAGAUGCAAUAAUGAACCAAAAUUUUAUACAUUUGCUUGCUUUAAUAAGGCUGUGGAGUCUAACUGAGAACUUAAAAAUCACCUGCAGUGAUGACUAUUUCCUCACAUAAACCCUGUAGAGCAGGGAAAAGCAGUGAUUUAAGUUAGUCAUCAUGUUCUGUUUUUAUGUCUAAUAACAAUGAAUACAAUGAUUGUAACACUUAUUUAAAGAGGAAAAAUUGUUAGAUUUUGUCCACAUGAAUAUAGAUAAGCUAAUUGAGUCAUUUAAUUUUUAAAGUGCUGGAUUAAAAGUUAAGUUUGGAAAGGAGCUUUUCUUGGAGAUAUUUAUAAGGUUAUAAGGGUUUUGAUCAAAUCAGGAAGGAUAAGCUAACAGUUGGUCAAUCUUUUAAAUUUUUCAGUAUUGACUGAAUAAUGGAAAAUUUAUAUUUCCUACUACACUGUACAUGCUAAUUUUUGGACAAGCCAAAUAUUUUCUUUGCGUAACAUGAAAAUUCAAAAUUUUUUUAUAGGAUGGAUGCACCAUUAACAGUUACAGUGGACCCUGCACAACCUGUGGUAAGAUAAUCUUUAGAUAAAUGUAGAUUUAUUUACUAACUAUUCAGCAUCAAUAAUAAAUGGUUUGUCUAAAACACUUGGUUAUAGAUGUUUUUAUAAUGGGGUAGCUCUUUUUUGACAAGCUUGCACAUAGCAUACUGUUAAAAGCUCUUGACUUUUAAGUCUAGUCAAUUUAUACUCAAUUACAAGAUGUGGUAUGAGUGAAACAUAUGCAUUAGGAAGUACAGGCAACAAGAGGUAACAAGAGAUUGGAAAAUUAUUUUGCUACUAAGCAGAAUUCUCCAGCUAAAUUUUGCAGAGAAUAAUCUUCCACCUUCCCUUCCACUCUUUUUUUUUUUCCUGUUCUCCCUGACUUGCAUGGGCCAAUAAUUUUUUGCAUUUAACUUUUGACAGUAUUUCUUAUGGAGGUAUCCAGAAGAAGUGGAUACAGUUGUUAUUAAGGCUGAAUCCAAGGAUAAUAAACUGUGUGCCAUUCUAUCAGUCCAGGGAACUACGGUUUGUCUUUAUUUUUUCUUUUAUGAUUGGAAUCUUAAGUUUACUCCAAGACUCUGAAAAUUAUGAUUUGAUUUUGAUCCAUCAACUGUGUACUGACUCGUGAUUGUAAGGCUUAGGAAACAAGAACAAACCUAAAAACUACAAUUCAACUUUUUUUGGGGGUUUUUUUCCUGUUCUCUCUAACCUGUGUUUACAGUUUCUGAGUUGUAUUAGUGCUCUACAGACUACCCUGCAGAAAACACACAAUUAUUUAUACAGAAAUGUGUAGAGUUUAAAAACUGAUAUUUUUUGUUGUAUAAUAUUUAUCAGUGUCCAGUGUAUGAUUUGGCAAGAAAUGUGGAAUUCACGGGCCACUUUCAGACUAUGACAACCAAAGCAGCAAUCACACUAGAGGUAAAUCAUUAUGGUUAAAUAUUUUGAAACAUCACACCUUGCUCGUUCUUUGUAUUUGUACACUUUUGAAGAUUCGCAAUGGCAAAAUUUUCUAUGUGGAUCUAAAUCUAAUGCUAAAGCUAAAGAAGAGUGACAGGGGUCGUAGCUCAAAACCAAGUCAUUACAAUUGUCUCUUCCUUGAAUUUAAAAAAGAUGAGCAAAAACAGCUUUUCUUGAUUAAUAACAUGUACACGUUUUAGAAAAGGGCUUCAUGCAGUGGUUUAUCGAGGGGGUAUUCCAAGAUUUAGAACUUUAGGGUUUAUAUAUAUUCUAAUGAGAUUGACUGGAAAAUCCUUGCUGUUCUACUUGUGUCUUAUUUUAUUUUGUUUUUGUCAUCAGCGUAAUCAGACCCAGUUUUAUGUUGUACUGAUAGUCAAGUCAUCUGAUGAAGAAUGUGUCUCUGGAGAAAGGUUUGCUGAACCACGCACUGGAGAACCAGUGUCAAAAGACCCUCAUUCUGCAGGUAAUGUAAUGAAUUUACACCUCAGAUGAUAAAAUUUUAUUACCUAUUUAGACAGUUAUUAUAUAAAUGUAGUGUUAUAAAAGUGACGGUCACUAGAUGAGCAGAGUUUUAAAUUAACUAUUCCUUGAAAGCCCUCUCAUUGUUGCCUCCCUUAUUAAUUAUCAAUCAGAGAAAAAUUAGCUUCCUCCAAAAUUAUUAUUUAUUUAGAAUAAUUAUUGAAUUUGAUAGACACUUAACCCUUUAACUCCCCCAAGUGACCAAGACAGAAUUUCUCCUUACAAUAUCACUACAAUAUCAAGCAGGCAAGAGAUGAGAAUAAAGAAAAAUAUCAGUUGGGGAUUAUAAGUUGAUCCAAUUAUAACAAAUUCUCCAAACUAACAUCACAAAAACUGUAUGGGAGACAGUAAAGAGAAUUACUAAUGAGAUCUUGAGAGCUAAAGGGUUAAAGGUGAAAAUCUCAUGACAUUUCAGGUCCAUCAUCCCAAAGACAGAAGACUGUCACAAUAACCGUGAAAAGUACUUUGUCUGGUAAGUCCUUCCUCUCAAGUAUCUCUUUAUUAAAUUCAUAAUUCCAAAAACAUUGUGGUAAUCAGUUACCAAUCUUCUCUUUCUCCACAGAAAAGGACUAUGUGAAGGCCAUAGUGGCUCCAGUAUUGUUUUUUGGGUCAUUCUAUAUCAUUGCCUUUUCUUUUCUUCUGUUUACCUGGUGUAGGUGAGUACCUCUUUGUUAAGUAGUAAAUAAUCACUUAGAAUGUAAUCUUCAGACAAUAAAACGGCUGCACUGUUUUACUACUUGCACCAAGAACUGACUUGAAAAUUUAUGUCUAUGUUUUGCUAUCUCAAUGCACUGCUUAGAAAUUUUCAAAUCUCAUUACUCAUUACAAAUUAUUUUGGAAAUAGACUUUUGGGCAAAAUUUUCCCAUUGAAUGAUAUUUUGUGAAGGGUGAUGGCCCCAGCUACAAAUGCAACCAAACUGAAAGUUCUGAAGUUCUGACAAAUUUUUAUUGGAUUGUAUCAUUAGACAAACAAGAGGAAGGAAGAGUUUCCGCUCCAUUUUGAUGCCAAAAGAGAGCAACAACAAAGGUACGCAGGGCUUGUUUAACAAGAUAAUUUUUCUCUUUAGUGUGAACAGCACAGCAUUUGCUGUGACACUUUCUUCUUCCAGGAGCAAUUUAAGAUUUCUAGAUCACUGUUCCAAAACAUCAUAUCAAAUACUGUACCUGUAUUACACAAAGCCAAGCAGUAGGCAGGGUAUUUAUCACAUGCAAUAAUUUUGCUUUGAUGUCACUGAGCCACUGUAAGUUUUUUUUGGCUCAGAACAUUUUUCAGGUCAUAGAUUAAGACACCCAUUGAGCACCUGAAUUUUUUUCUCCAAGUAUACCUGUAUCACUAACAGGAGCACAUCAAUUCAUCCUUGAAUUUCUUUUCUGAGAUCUUUCUUAGUUGAAAAAAUUAAAUGUUUUAGGCGACAGUUCCAUUGCCCCCGUCCUCUCUCUCUCUCCCUCUCUCCCUCCCCCUCUCCCUCCCUGGUCAUUUUCUGUCCACUGGCUGACAGUUGGCUUAUGGCAGCUACAUAAGCACUCAUGAGUCAAGGAUACACCCCAGUAAUCCAGGCAUCUGCUGACUUACCGGUAUUGUUGGAUUAUGGAAACUAUAUAAUCAUUUUUAAGUCCAGGUUAAUCCAGAGCAAUGAAGGCCUUCUUAAUUUCAAUUAAAAAUCAUUUUGUUUACCUCAGAUGCUCCAAUAAGUGCACCACUAAGAACAUCCUCAUCAAGAAGAUCAAGAAGAUCAAGAGACCAUUAUGGAUCAACACCACAAGGCAUCUUUCCUAUCAAUGAACCGCUGGACACUGAUAGUCUGGAACACUCUGAAAAUGACCACUUAGUCAAUGAUGGAGUGAUGGAUCCAUCAUCGAAGGAUUUUGAGAAACAUUAUGACAUGCUGCAUGACAUUGAAGUGGAGAAAGAUGUAUACCGGUUGAGGGUAUGUAGAUUUGGUGAUGGUUAAAUUUGGUUAUAAUGUAGUAAAUGGGAUUUGCACCAAGGCAGCGUCAGGAAUAGAACGUAUUCAUCUUAAAUUAGUAGUUGCAACACAGGUGACAUUCCUAUUGAUUUGAAAACUAGCUGGUUUAAAUUGAUGAUGUAAACUAAUCUUAUGGAACAACUUACAGAGUAGAUAUUUUUAAGUUAGUUACAUGUAAGUCCUUGAUCCACUAGAAAUAAAUGAAAGUAAGAUUCCAUGGAUGGUACUUCCAAGAGGUGUACAGUAGAUAUUUGUCCACUGUUACUGGGUCAAAUUGAAAUUCUAAGUGCUGGUUUUUGUGGAAGGAGUAAAACCUGAGAAUGAUCAGAAAAAGACCUUGGAUAAAGGAUAAGAAACAACAGCAACCUCAACCCAUGUGUGAUAGAAAGUGUGGCCAGGAUCCCACAGCUGUAAGUCAUAGAAGUUAAGGGGGGAGGGUGGGGCUUUAUCAUGGCUGUGUUAGCUCAGCUUCCCUUCCAUCAAUGGUAAAGUAUUGUCAUUAUAUAAGUAAGAUUAGUUUCAUUUGUUUCAUUUUUCCACCAGACAAGUCUUAUGCUCACUGACCUGGCUAAGAAAGAAAAGAAGUAUCUGAAGAAGAAAUACAGACACUAUCACUGGUUUGUAAAUUAAGCCUGUUAUUGAUUUUUGUUUCAGUAUUACCUAAUUAUUGACUGUACUCUCUUUGUUAUCUUCAGGAAUCUGCUAUUGAUAGCUGUGUUUUAUGCUCUCCCUGUUGUGCAGCUUGUCAUUACAUAUCAGAAGGUAUGUCUGGUUACUCACUUCUUGUUUUCAAGAGCAUUUACCCUUGCUAUCUUGCCUGCCUGGAAAGCCAGCCAUGUAAUAAUUAAAGUAUUGCAUAGAGAAAUUGCUGAUAAACUGAGUGCAGUCCAAACCCACUGGCAAACUGGCACUGGUAAACUGGCACUGGUAAACUGGCAAUCAAAAUGUCACGAUCCACAUCCACAGUAACCACACUGAAGGACAAACUUUUAUACUUCUCUUUUGAAACUGGGUUUAGUUUUAUGAGGGUUACUUCAGAUAAACUAUUUUGUUAAUUGGAAGGUUUGUUCUAAUUUUGAAUACAGGUUCUUAACUUUAGUGGAGAUGAAGACAUAUGUUACUACAACUUCUUUUGUGCUCAUCCCCUGGGGGUGUUGAGGUAUGUCAAUGAGCAAUUCAUUCUGUGAUGAGCAACCCUUUCAUUCCAUGUUGCAACAGUAUGAGAAAGAUUUUUAACCCUUAAGCCCAGCAAUAAUCCGUUUUUCAUUUUAUAUUAUCCAGGUAAAUUUCCUUCUUCAACUCGUAUCAAGAUACAAUAUAUUAAGUUGUUGAGUUAGCUGUGCACUGUGCCAGUAAAAAAUUGGCAAUGAGCUUGGAAACUGAUGCUCGGUAUUUAUAUUCAUAUCGAAGGUGGUUCUUUCUAUUGCAGUGCGUUUAACAAUGUGUUCAGUAACAUUGGAUAUAUCAUGUUGGGUUUUCUCUUCCUUCUUCUUGUAUUGCGACGGUAUGUACACUGAAAACAUUUUACUAAAAAAUUGGCUGUCAGAUGAUUACAUUCUUUCCGGAAAGUACAAGGACUUUGUUCUGAACUGUAUCUUUGUACAGUCAUGUACGUUCACAGUUGUUUCUAGGUUAUUACAUCAUUUUUAUUUACAAUGUACACAUUCGGAACUGAAGGCUUGUUUUUCCUUAAUACAUGGUGUUUUGCAACUUUAUUGUCACGUUUAUGACAUCUCAUAUAUAUUUUUUUUCAGUGACAGGCAACACAAACUAGAUGUUGCAGAAAACAGCGAAUUGGAGAAGGUAUUUUACGCGCGUCAAUUUUAAUUACAUCGUUUAAACUGCACUACACUACAUAGUGUGACUGUUCUUAAAUUAAACAUUUUGAUUUUUUAACGUGCAAGAGAAGUGAAUCGCGUAUUACUCUUUAAUAAGUCAGGUAAAUUUUGAUGGCUAAAAAAAUCAGCAAAAAUUAAUAGACAGGACGUGGAAAGUUUUCAAGAGCAAGGACAUUUUUCCCUAAAGUGCGCGAAUUGAUUAAGUCCGUCUCGUUGAGUAAUUGAAACCAGGUACUUCUUAAAUGUAUGGUAAACUUUCUGUACACUUACGUUCUUUUUUCAGAAUUACGGCAUUCCUCAGCAUUACGCCAUAUUUUAUGCCAUGGGUGAGUGUAUCGGUUUUUUGGCCCUUUUCAGUCUGUUUUCAGUCAAGUGUGGAGCGUAAUCCAUACGUAAUCCAGGAUUGCUUUGGUCUGUGAUUGGUCCAGAAAAGUCGCGCCUCUCUUUCAUGCAACCAAUCAGAUCAAAACUAACGAAUCACUGCAUGGUGGUCACUUGGUUUUUCCCGCGCUCCACGCAAUUAGCUUGUUUUUACUUUGAGUCCAUAUUAGUUCCUGAUAGUAUUUUCUUUAUUUAUGACUGAAUGUUGUGAGUAAUUCUAUUUUGGUUUUAGGACACUCAAUCUGGCAAAAUGCCGUGUAUAUUACCAUUUUCAAUGAUCACCUAGGUAGUUCCACAGCUUUGUGGCCCAGAAUUACAGGGAAUACCUUGGUUUCACUUCCUCUUGACUCUUACAGUUUGUUUGGUUUUUUAACAGGUCUUGCCUUGAUAAUGGAAGGAGUUUUAUCAGGCUGUUAUCAUGUGUGUCCUAACAAUUCUAAUUUCCAGUUUGGUAAGUUUUCACAGCCCAUGACGAAAGUCUUACAGUUUUCAAUUUAGUGUACAAACUAGACGCAGACGUCUGUAAGAACGCUUAUUUUUAAGGUUACUGUAUAUCAACUAACUUUAUACAUUUGAAACUGUCUUGGAAGGGAAAACGCAUGCUAGGCAAAAUUCAGAAGUCGCCGAAAAGUGUAACAUCUUACUCGACCGCACGCUGUUCAAAAUGUAAGAACAGUACUGCAGAAUCCCUCUCUAUCUUGUAUUAAUACAGAUAAGGAGUACACCGUCAUAUCUUCUUCAAACGAGGUGACAAAUAUUUUCUUUUUGUGUUUUCCUAUAGACACGUCUUUUAUGUACAUCAUCACUUGUCUGGGUGUAGUAAAACUUUAUCAGACGCGCCAUCCAGACAUCGCCGCCAACGCGCACAUUGUUUACACAGGAUUUGCUGCUAUCAUCUUCAUCGCUAUGAUUGGAGUGGUAAGAAUAAAGUUUACGAUAUUCAGCUAUUCUUUCUCGCACUCCUGCAAACAGAGGAACCGCUUGAAGGUCUAAGAUGUGAUUUUUAUUAAGAGAGAUGUUGAAUAUGUGUUGCUAGCGGUGGUAAGUUCUACCAGCAGACGUAAAAAGAACUCUGAUAAGCUGAGCAACUUCUAGGGUUUACAAGGGACAAAUUUUCUGUGUUCUGUCACAAUAACCAAGUGAGAUUUUGGAUUUUUUUUUUUUUUUUUUUUUUUUUGGGGGGGGGGGGGAUAUGAGAUAUACUGAAGCGCAGAACUUGAUUGUUUCCCUCUCAUUCAAGGUUUAUAGUUCUUUUGCUUUCUGGACAACAUUUGCCAUUAUCCACAUCUUUGGAUGCCUGUAUCUCAGCUCACAAAUCUAUUACAUGGGAAGAGUAAAGUUUGGUGAGUUCUGGAUAGUAAAUGUUGAAGUUUAUUUGGUUAUUUUAGGCAUUGUUUUGGUUAGAAUUUGUCUAAUUUAUGACUCUAUGGAGGGCAUAUUACUUUAAGAUACUGUAGGAUUGAACUUGAAAAUGUUUUUGUGAAUUUUUUUUCACCUUCAGAUGCUGGAAUGUUUGCAAGAGUGUUCGUGUUGCUGCGGUAUGAUUGCUGUUCGUGUCCGGUUUACAAGGUAAAAUUAUAAAAAUGUCUUUGUCUCAGUUCUAAUUUUGUCUAAAGUAAGAGACUUUGACACAUACACAAACCUUUUGAUGUAGGUAACAUUUUUCGCGCGAGCCUAACGAAGUUGUGCUUUUAGACGUUUAAAAUAGGUUGUGUACAUCAGAGAAAAAAGGUUGCUGGGGUUAAAGAGAAGAAAUGGAAAGUUUUCGUGGCAGGAAAAUCCCUAUUUUUUUCAAGGCUUUUGUAGCUGUGGACUUUGGCAAGUGGUGAUUGCCUCUUUUAGUGAUCAAGUCUUGACUGAAAUUAACAAAGCUAUUGUUGUUGUAUUUUGUCUCCUGUUUGCGCAGGAUCGCAUGCUUCUCUUGGUGAUUGCUAACGCAGUGAAUUGGGUCUUGUAAGUACGCUGUUACUCUAUUGUUUGGCAUUGUAAUACAUUAGAACGAUGUUAAGUUGGUUUUUAUGUAACCAAAUCCAACGAAAUUACAACAGCCAAUCAGAGGAAGGGAAAUAUCACGGGGAACCAAUGAGAGCUCCACCUAAAAAAUAAGCAAACUGUCUGAAGCGCGGGAAAACGCGAGUAACGAAGGGACGAUUGGUUUUCGUUGUGUAUCUGAUUGGUAGAGAGGAUGGUGCGCGUUUUUGGACCAAUCAGGAAAACCAAAGCGUUCUAUAAACAACAGUUGGAGAAGACCAAGAAAACUAGUUCUUUAAGUGAGUUCUUUUUUCCACUUGCAGUGCCAUCUAUGGUGUUGUUGUUACACCUAAUGACUUUGCUACCUACCUGCUGGCUAUCUUGAUCGUCAAUGGAAUUCUCUAUUUGGCAUUUUAUGUCAUAAUGAAGGUAUCCAUACAUGAGUUGAUUGAGUUACGUUGUUAUCGACCGAAGACAAUGCAAGGCUAGGGGUUUAUGGUAUGUCUUACUACGCAUGUCACUACGAGCAUUCCCUUUUACUCGGCGAAGACCGUCACGCGAGCAACAAAAACUCAUCGGAAAAAAAUGUUAGCGCACCAAGCGGAACUCUGGGAGUGAGGCGCGCUAACCUCAUUUUAUUUUUUUUCAUGCCGAAUAGGAGGGACUGCUUGUACUCUAUCCUGUCCAACCUUCUGUUCCUCGAUGACUUGAUUUGCCUAGAUUCUUUCAGCACUUACAACUUGAGACAUGAUCUUCCUUGCUAAAAGUAUCAUAUUUUUUUAAGGGCGUCUUAUCAUAGUUUAUUUAAGAAAUGUCUUUGUGUAUUUAUUCUUUCAGUUGAGAAACAAAGAAAGGCUUCUAUUGUUCCCUUCGGUUACGCUUUGUCUGACGCUUUUCUGUUGGAUAUUAGCGCUCGUUUUUUUCCUGAGUAAUCUCACGUCUUGGCAGGUAAAUGAAACAUGGAUUCAACAUUUAAACCUUCCAAAAGUCUGUCAAACUCCACCACUUAUAGAUCUGUUAUUCCGGUUUUCGCAGCAUGAAUGAAACGUUUCGACAAUGUUCUUAGUCCUUUUGAGAGUAACGAAUGCAAUCUUGCUAAUCCAUCGGUCUACAAUCGGUCUAUAGCCGGCUCAUCGAAUUGCAGUCGAUUGUCGACGGAAUGGUCAGUCACCACGUUCGGGGAUGUGUCGGUGUGUGUCUGCGCUCGUUUUUGAAACUUUAUAACAUAACCUUUUUACCUGGUCAAUAAUGCCGUACCGUAAUGGUAAUUUGUUUUGCUCCUGUAGCAUUUUGUUGUUAGGUUCCCCUUUCCCCCGCUCCUUCUACAAGACAGUCCCGUUCCCUCAUUCAGCAAGUUACGCGACUUCCAUGAUUAGACGCAAAAGGUCGCGGUUCGUACUCGUUCCCUCUGUGUACCAUAUUCCGCUUUUCUGAAUCCUUUGCAGAAAUCUCCAGCUCGGUCGAGGGAGGGUAACAAAGAGUGCGUCCUCCUGGAAUUUUACGAUGCUCAUGACGUGUGGCACUUCCUGUCCGCCUGCGCUUUAUUCCUUUCAUUUCUGGUAAGCACUCAUUUGCAUUUCUUUUCGUGACGAUUUAAUUUUCAAUGAAGUGUCGAAAGUUAUCCUGAAUUGUAUUGGCUUUGCUUCUCUUUUCUCUCUGAUUGGUGUAGAAAACUUGAUCCCCUCUAUCAACCAAUCAGGUGCAAAACUAAAUCAAUCGUGGCUUGGUCACCCGCGUUUUCCCGCGCUUGAGAAUGUUCCGAGUUCUCCUUCGCUUUCAAAACAAUUUCCUUUCUUUCCUUCGCGAUUGCUUUGUUGUUUUACCGCAUGCGAGUUGCAACGACCAAUCAUUCAAAAGUUAGUUUGUGCAUUAUGCUUACGAGUUUGUCUUUCCAGGGUUUGUUGACGCUGGAUGAUGACUUGCUCGAAACGCCAAGACAUCACAUCCCUGUAUUUUGACAAGCUAUCUGCAUCGCUGGAUGUGUUUUGGCAGUUUGAAGUUAGUUAACUGACAUAGUUAACCUAGGUAAACCCGUCAACUGAAGUUGUUAUAAAUGGGUGCCCUGGGCAACUAAAAAUUAGCAAUUAAGGAAAAAAUAGCCAUAACAGAUGAACCAUCAGAAACAUGUGAAAACUCUUGAUGGAUAAAAACUUAGAAUUGUAAAUCAUUGUUUAUUAGCAGAAAGAUGACAAGGGAAUAGAAAAAUAUCAGUAGGGAGAUAUUUUAUGAUUUCAAAUCAAAUUCCCAGAGUUUAAAAUUACAUGAAGUGUUUGGUAGAUAGUAUAGAAAGAAGUAGUUGGACCCUCCUGCCGGUCGCCGUCCACUUCACAAUAAGGCGCCCGUUCCAAACUCCCUUGAUGAGGAGCCUGGGAAGGAGGAAAUUACGGAGCACUUAGAGCUCUGAUGUCCUUUUUAGCUGCAACGCCCACCGUUUAUGAACAUCGAGCACCAAAAAAGAAAACUGCCAUCCACGCAAGACAAAGGAAAAGCUUUAGAUUAUAUCUUAGACAGAUUGAUUAGUGUAGUUAACCCUCAUGGCAGCAAAAUGGCUGCGUCUGUCUGUACAACCCGAGUUUUGAACCUCCCUGGGAUAAAGCAAUUUCUUGGAAUUGUAGAUAGGUUGGGAAAAACAUGGAGAAGUUUCAGUGACUGAGUGGGGAAGGGAAGCCUGUAUAAAUUUGUAUCAUCGGGAUAUUGUGACAUCGAGAGUUUGCGAAGGAAUAUUCAGUGCUCGAAAUCACUCUUUUGUCGCACAUGAAGAAAUUAAAUGUGAAAUAUUUUACCUUGAGAACACAAUUGAAAAUCAGGAGGUACUAAUGAUAUUUUCAUAAAAUUGAUAUUAGAUGAAAGAGGCACUGAGACUUUUUGUGACACUUUCUUUUGAUAAAAGGAUUUCUGUUUAGAUGAAGUCUUGAAGUUUUCGUAAAGACAUUUAAGGGAUUCAUCUUUUAGAUAUUUAACAACCUAGAUUGCAACAUCUUUCUCGUGAGGAGAAAGGUAAGAACCUUGAUAGACCUGAAGACUUUGAAAUAAACCCAUUUUAUUAAAAACGUAUUUCUAAUUAUUAUCAUGAAGUUGGUCAAAUUUCUCGCCAGUAGAGGCU
This is a messenger RNA of Pocillopora meandrina, 13394 nucleotides long. NCBI's taxonomy places the organism in Eukaryota, Metazoa, Cnidaria, Anthozoa, Scleractinia, Pocilloporidae. The record is from the annotation of a GenBank genome assembly.